Messenger RNA from Talaromyces stipitatus ATCC 10500, 1396 nucleotides. RefSeq names its product monooxygenase, putative. Lineage: Eukaryota; Fungi; Ascomycota; Eurotiomycetes; Eurotiales; Trichocomaceae. The transcript has 6 exons. Gene Ontology annotation, molecular function: FAD binding. The coding region runs from base 1 to 1335 and encodes 444 amino acids. The record is from RefSeq and is a predicted model, not a curated record. Gene Ontology annotation, biological process: secondary metabolite biosynthetic process.
AUGUUUCAACUACUAAAUAAUGAUAACCUCCAAGUCGCCAUUAUCGGCGGAGGACCCGGUGGUCUCGCAAGUGCUAUUGCCCUGUCCGCGUUGCCAAACGUGGAAGUAACCCUGUACGAAAAGGCUCGUGAAUUGAGGGAAAUUGGGGCCGGAUUAAAUAUUGGAUAUAACUCGUGGCGUGUUUUGGAACUUCUCGGAGCGAGGCAUGAGGUCAAUGGGCAUUUAAUUGAUGAAGUUCAGCAGCGUAAUGGGAUCGACGGUGCACUUCUAAAAAAACGUGGACCAUCCGCGUUGCCAGUCAAGUAUCAAUCACGUCGAGUAAGGCGAACACGUCUUCAAAGAGCUCUACUCAACCAGGUCCCGGCCGGAAUUAUUCACCUACGAAAGGAAUUAACUUCAAUAGAGGAUGUUCCUAAAGGUGGAGCAAAUUUAAAAUUUUCCGAUGGAACAGUGGCGUUUACUGAUUUGGUCGUCGGAGGUGAUGGAAUCCGAUCGGUUGUGAGACAAACCGCCUUUCCUGACCACAAUAUCAAAUUCACUGGAACAACGAUAUGGCGCACACUAGUGUCUCGGUCACUCAUCUCGUAUAUCCCCGACGUCCCAACUUGCACAUCCUGGUGGCAUGGUACAGCGGGUCACGUAUACUUUUCGCCGGUGGAUGAUCCAUCGGAGACAGACGAAAAGGAUCAGUUAAUUGAGAUCUCGGCCAGGUUCCUCGUUGAUCCCGAGACUGAUAAUGCCAAACGAUGGAGCUGGGGAGUACCAACUACAAAUGAGAAUGUAGAGUCGCAUUUUACGAGCUACGACCCUAGGGUGAGAGAAGCCCUAUCUAAAGUUCCGAAGGAUAAUUGGAAGGAAUUUUCCGCAUUUGCUGGUCCACGGUUGAAUGAAUUACAUGCAUGGAACAAACUCGUCUUGAUAGGCGACGCAAGCCAUCCUUUGACUGGCGCAUUUGGUUCCGGGGCCGCAUUCGCAAUGGAAGAUGGCUGGAUUCUUGCGCGAAGCAUUGAAUAUGUAUUCUCUACUUCCGCAAACGAGACAUCAACAUUCUUGAAAACAGAUAGACUUAAGAAAGUCGUGGAAAUUUUCGAUGAGAUUAGAUCACCCUAUUAUGCACGCAUGUACGAACAUCUAGACAACAUGAAAGCCAGAUUUGCAGGGAUUAGUGGUACUUUCGAAAGUAGGCUUCAAGCAAGAGUUUCAGCCUUCAGCGAAGGGGGUCUUGAUUGGAUAUAUCAGAAUGAUAUUGAGCGGGUAUGGAAGGAUUGGUUAGAAAACAAAUCCAAUCCCACAGCAAUCCAAGAAGGUGGAUCUUUUGUGAGCCCUAGUCUUUAGAUAUAGAGAGAUUGGGUACAACGUUCUUGUCUAUAUCGUACCGUAGACGAAGGAUAGAGAG